Molecule: messenger RNA, 543 nt
Organism: Gongylonema pulchrum
Lineage: Eukaryota; Metazoa; Nematoda; Chromadorea; Rhabditida; Gongylonematidae
Source: the annotation of a GenBank genome assembly
AUGUCCUCGUCAAUACCCCCACCAGUGGUACCCAACACUAAAUCAGAAUCACCGCCUGAUUCACCGCAAUACGUGAUACCAAUAACACCAAAUUUGCCAAAAUCUCCGCCCGAUUUCAAUGGUACCAGAAGUUUCGAUCACAAUGACCCGAAAUAUCAGUGCUGCUGCCGCCAUAUGCAUAUCACUGUUCGUUUUAGUGUAUUUUUGCCAUUGAAUUAUUCGAAAUACUUGAAAAUAUUGAUAAAUAAUAGGCAAUUAGUGAUCGAAACGUCUUAUGUAGCGCAAACGUUGGCUGCCCGAGUGGUCUCGGUGGCUUAUUUAUGCGGUGCAGUGCUCAAUGUCUUCCUGGCUAUUGCUACACAAGGUACCACUCUAGCAUUCUAUUCCGUUGCAUCGUUCGCAUUCGCUCUCGCAAUCUUCGGCACACUAAUUUAUGGCAUUUUCAAGGAAAAACGUCCUUUCAUUCUGCCAUACAUGAUUUUUCAGGUAAAUUUACUUUCUGCGCUGUGUGAUAAUUUUACAGAAAGUCAAUUUUUCGUCUAA